Messenger RNA from Anopheles coluzzii, 7693 nucleotides. RefSeq names its product myb-like protein Q. Gene Ontology annotation, cellular component: nucleus. The transcript has 11 exons. Lineage: Eukaryota; Metazoa; Arthropoda; Insecta; Diptera; Culicidae. The record is from RefSeq and is a predicted model, not a curated record. Gene Ontology annotation, molecular function: protein binding; DNA binding. Gene Ontology annotation, biological process: regulation of transcription by RNA polymerase II. The coding region runs from base 1577 to 4969 and encodes 1130 amino acids.
CGCAAAGUGUGUGCGUGUCCGUGUCCGUGUGUGUGUGUGUGUUUGUCAGUGUGCUCAGGAAAACGGGUAAGGGCGGCCACCAUUGGACUGGUUCCCUGGAGCCGUGUUUGCCACCAUGAAAAACGGAAAACGGCUGUGUGCGGUGGCCAACCAUUCUAAUUCAAGCGCUGCUCGGCUCGCACCAUUCUGGCCCGCGCCAGUGCGCCCAACUGUGUCUGCCUGUAUUUGUGAGUGUGUGUGUGUGUAUGUGUGUCUCUCUCUCUUUGGUUCAAUUGUGCUGCCCAUUGCUCUUCGCAGCGCGGUACUUUUUUUGCCUAUGAUCAACAGUUUUGACAGGUGCUUUAUCGGUUUACAAUGUGUUUCGGCUUUGACUCGUUAGCGAAACGCGGUGGCACGCGCGCGCGGCUCCAGACGGGGCAGAGCGGCGGCGGAGUGUUUGAUAUGUGCGCGCGUGCUACUUAGAUGAAGCGCAAAGCGGAACAAAACAUCGCGACCGUGUUGCGCACGCGCGCCCCCUUACGCGAGUGCUGUGCGUGAGUGAGCGAAACGGCGAAAGAGAGUGAGAGUGUUAGAAAGAAGUGCGAGAGAGAAAGAGAAAAAGAUAGAGAGAGAGUGUGUGUGUGUGAGAGAUAGAGAGAUAGAUAGAGAGAAGGCGAGUGCGCGCGAUCAUAACUGGCGCGAAAAGCUGUGACGUAACACGUGGUGUGCAAUAAUCGGGAAGAUUUAAUUCUGUGCCACAGUGUGUCCGUGUGUUUAUGUGUGUGUUUGUGUGUGUGUGUUUACAGUGUACACAGCUACGUGUGUUUAUGUGUGAGAAGAAAAGAGAGAGAGAGCAUUAUUUUUCCGAUGUGUGUGUGUGUCUAUCGGUGUAUGUGCCUGCGAGCCAAGUGAUCUUCACAACAAAUCUUCACUGUUUAGCCGUGCGCGUUUUAUCGGAGCGUUUCUUCAAGGGGCUUCUUGCAAAACUGCCAACUGACAGCUUCCACCCCCUUCCCGCCCAGCCAUAUGAUCGCUGCUGAUUAGAGCCGCAACGCGCAACAACAGUGCUUGAUAAGGCACCCCACCCCGAGAGCGGGUCAUUACAAAAGAAGUCAAUGGGCCACACUUAAGGUGUACGGUUUUACAGCAACAGAUAGUAGGAAAAAGGGGUACAAGUUGAUCGAUAAGCUCCCCUUAAGGCCAUAAAUCAUUACCGGCUGCACGCCUUCGUAAGUGCACGGUGGUAACUAGAUAGUCAAUCUAAGCCAUUCUACCCACGAAACCAACAAUCAGUUAGUCAAAUACGUAGUCAAACCAAAAAAAAAAACACAAAACAAAAAAACAAAACUAUACAUACAAAGUAAAGAAAUAGUCAGUCUGUAAGACACUUUUUAGCGAAAUUGCAUAGCAAACCUAGAAAAAGAAGAGGUGCAAGGAAAAAAAGAAACAUUGAAGCAUACAAAAAGGCAAACCAUUUGCAACUGACACCAAAAAACAAAACAAAUCAAGGGACGGUGCAAACGAGCAAACGUUGCAAAGCCAAACCAAAAGCAGAAAAGGCAGAAAAAAGCUAAUAACAAAGUAACAAAUCAAAACCAUGGAUACCAAAGCAGCAUCAGCGGGACCCGCCCCGACGCAUUUACCUUCGUCCACAUAUCCAGCGACGUCACCGUACUCGAAGGGUGCCCGGUCGUCGCACCAGUAUUUUAGUCUAAGAUGGAACAACUACCAGUCAAACAUGACGUCCGUGUUCCACGAGCUGCUCGAGUCACAAUCCUUCGUCGAUGUUACGCUAGCCUGCGAAUACAACUCACUAAAGGCGCACAAGGUGGUUCUGUCGGCGUGUUCGGCGUACUUUCAAAAAAUUCUCCUGGACAACCCGUGCAAGCAUCCGACCAUCAUACUGCCGGCCGAUAUAUGCUUUUCCGAUCUGCAGUUCAUCAUCGAGUUCGUGUACCGCGGGGAAAUCGAUGUAUCCGAGGCAGAGCUGCAGAGCUUGUUACGGACAGCGGAGCAGCUGAAAAUUAAAGGCCUGUGCGAGGUAGGCGAACCACAGUACGAGCAGGACUACUCGCCCGCACUAAAGCGCUACAAACCGUACCGGUCACGGUCGCCCCCGGACAACCGGCAUCAGCACCAUCACCACCAGCAACCACCGCCCCCACCACCACCCUCCGGUGCAUCGGGAUCGACCAGUGGUGGCCGAUCCGGUUCGUCCGCAGCAGGAGCAGGAGGAUCGCACGGCAGCGGUGGCAGCAGUGGCGGCAACAGCAGCAACAACAACAACAACAACAGUUCGUCUUCCUCCCAGUCGACGGGAUACAGCGAGAACGGUAAAGGCUGCAGUACCGGCAAGGGCGGCAGUGGCGGAGGUAGCGGCGGUCUAGGAUCUGGGGCAGGGCGCACCCUUUACCAUCCCUCACAGCACCAUCACCCGCUGCACCAUCAUCUGCAUCAUCAUCCGCACCACCAUCUGCAUCAUCUGCACCAUCCCCCGCCAAUUGGCGGUGACCCGCGGACGACGACCACCCCUGGCCAUAUUGUCGAGGACGACGAUGAUGGAUCGGUGCUAGUGGUCGAAACGCACGAUCUGACUACGACGGGAUCGAAGGAUAAGCAUUAUCAGCAGCAGCAGCAGCAGCAGCAGCAACACCAUCAAUCGCAACAAGCGCACCACCAUCCUCACCCGCAUCAUCCUCAUCAUCCGCAGCAGCAUCCACUCGGUAGCAAAAUGGCUAGCCUAGGGAUGGGCGUUGGAAUAAAUGGUGGUUCCGUUAUGGGCGUACCGAUGGGAUAUUUGGACUUUGCACCAGAGCCUCCAGCACCGACGGCGACGCCAGUGACAGAGCAUGUGGACAUUAAUUGUGCGCCUAGCAGCCACGAUACACGUGAUCUGUCCAGUAAGUAUUCUGUGCCAAACGAUGGUGACUUACGAGUGAAAUUCGAAACGUUACGUUCGCUAGAUCCUCCGAAUGCGGUGCAACUGGACAAUCACACAGUCAGCCAUCAGCAGCAGCUCCACCAUCAGCAACAGCAGGCGCAACAGCAGGCGCAGCAGCAGCAGCUCCUGCAGCAACAACAGCAUUUACUGCAACAGCAGCAGCAACAGCAGCAGCAGCAAAGACAGACACCGCAGCCAGCGGGUGCUCAACAGCAGCAGAAUGACCAUCAGCGGCACUCGCCGCCGCACAUGCAGCAGCAGCAGCAACAACCACAGCAGCACAUAAUGCUGAUGGAUCAACAGCAGCAGCAGCACCACCCAACCACCCAUAGUCCGGCGUCAAGUGUGUCGUCGUCAUCGUCCAGCCAGCAUCCGGAGAACUUGGUUACUGGCAGCGGUGGGGCUGCCGGCUCGGUGACGCCUGGUCCGCCCACCAACAAUAGCAACGGCAACGGAGCGGGCGGAGAUGAGCUGAAGCCGAGACUGAACCUGAAGCAGGAAAACAUCAGCGAUGAGCAGCAGCAUCAAACGAUGGAGGUCGAGCAAGACCAGUCCUCGAUGCACGGCAUGGUGGUAACGCCGGAAAUUUCGGGCAUCAUGAACCAGAGCCAAAUGAGCGAUAUGUACCAGUCGGAUGCUAGCGAGGACUCGAAGGUGGGCAUUCUGGACGGUUCGUCGAUGCAGUACACCAAUCUGACCAGCCCCAACGAAGCGAAAACGCCUACCGGACCGAAAACAUGGACCGCGGAAGAUAUGGAGUCGGCGCUCGAAGCGCUACGCUCCCACAACAUGAGCUUGACUAAGGCCUCUGCUACGUACGGUAUUCCAUCGACGACACUGUGGCAGCGGGCGCACCGGCUCGGCAUCGAUACACCGAAAAAGGAGGGUCCGUCCAAGACGUGGAACGAGGACUCGCUCAACAGCGCACUGGAAGCGCUACGGACGGGCACGAUCUCCGCCAACAAGGCCUCGAAAGCGUUCGGCAUACCGUCAUCGACGCUGUACAAGAUUGCGCGCCGCGAAGGCAUCCGCCUGGCGGCGCCGUUCAAUGCCGCACCCACCACCUGGUCCGCGGAAGAUUUGGACCGUGCCUUGGAAGCGAUCCGUGCCGGGCAGACCUCCGUGCAGAAGGCCAGCACCGAGUUCGGCAUUCCCACUGGCACACUGUACGGGCGCUGCAAGCGCGAGGGCAUCGAGCUGUCCCGAUCGAAUCCCACGCCCUGGUCCGAAGACGCGAUGAUGGAAGCGUUGGAAUCUGUCAAGCAAGGACACAUGUCCAUCAAUCAAGCCGCCAUCCACUAUAACCUACCGUACAGCUCACUGUACGGCCGGUUCAAGCGCGGCAAGUACGAUACGCCCAGCUCGGGAGGCGGCGGCGGUGGCAGUUCGUCCAAUGCUGCUGCUGCUGCUGCUACCGGUGGAGGCGGCGCGGGCAGCGGUGGCGGUAGUGGCGCCGGCAGCGCCGCUAGUGCCGGAACAGGUGGCAAUAAUGUUGGCAGUAGUCCCCAGAUGGAGUUUAAAAUAGAACCACAGCAUAACGAUCAUAGUCCAGAGAACACGCAACAUUACAAUCCUGCACUAUCGGCUUCCUCGACGCCUACAAGUAAUACGCCAACUCAGCAGCAGCAGCAGCAGCAGCAACAGCAGCAGCAGCAGCAGCAGCAGCAGCAGCAGCAGCAGCAGCAGCAGCAGCAACAACAACAACAGCAGCAGCAACAACUUACUCACCAUUUAGUUCAACAGCCCCCGUCGGUGCUACCGGUCAGCAUUCACAUUGUCGAUGCGGCCGCCCAUCACCACCUUGCACAUCCGCAUCAGCAGCUGCACCAUCAGCAGCAGCAGCUGGCACAGCCGCAGCAUGUGGUGGUAGCGCAGCACCAGCAGCAGCAGCAGCAUCACCAUCUGCACCAUCAGCCGCAGCUAAUACAGCAUCACAUCAUUCCGCAGCAACAUCACAUAAUAUAUCAGCAGCCGCUGCAACCGAUCCAGCAGCAGCCACAGUACCAUCCGAUGUACCACAUCAUCAAGCAGGAGAACGACAGAAGUUGAAAGCAGCGGCGCUCCCGCCAACAUCGGUAUGGCGGUACGCACCAUCCUCAUCAUCAUCAUCAGCAGCAGCAGCAGCAGCAGCAGCAGCAAUCGCACGAUGAUCAUGAUCCGCAGCACCAUCUUCAUCAGCAACAGUUGUAUCAUCCACCACAGCAGCAACAACAGCAGCAGCACCAUCAUCAUCAUCAUCAGCCGAUGCAUUACGAGGAUGACGGUGCAUGAUGAUGGGCGGUUGCGAGGGAGAAACAUCCGCAACAGUUUACACAGGAGUACUAAAAAGGUUAAUGCGAGAGGAAUCUUCGUUCUGCCUAGCCGCCGGAGGAGGAUAUUGUAGCAAUGGGCUCCACUUGUUCGUGGGUUGUACCGAACGGAGCAAAGGAAGCAACAUCCUGCAAGGAAGAGAAACGUCCCAAACGGGUGUGUGUGAUUUCUUUUGCGAUGUUUAGACUAUCAAACGGAAGCUUGAUCAAAUAUCGAUGCAAAAGUAGCAGAAAUAGAUAUGAAAAAGCCAGUAUAACCCCUUCUAGCAAAAACGUGGCAGACGAAAUCACACACACGAGGCGCGUAUUUGCUGGACAUUAAUUGUAGUAAAGUUAAUGCUAAAGUUAUACCUCUUCUUAAGUUACUAUCGCUCCGUUGCUCUCCCAUUUGUGAGGUAUGGUGUACAGUAGAAACAAAAUCAUGGAGGUGUAGUGUAAGGUAUCAAGCGCGCAUUAUUAAACAGUGCCGCGAGGAAUCCCGCUUGCUGUGUGGAAUAAGAUUGAUGACCGAAUGGGAUACGCUGGGAUUCAUUUAGCAGCAAAACAAACAAAACAACUGAGCGAUACAAUAACAUUUUAAAUACUGUUGAUAGGAAAAAGAUGUGCUAGUAGGAGGGCCGAGGGAGUAAGCAGUGCGGCGAGUGUGUGUCGUCCAGUGUGUAUAGUGGAAGGUUCAAGAACGGUUCAAACCAUUAUUCGCCUUAAACCGGGGACGCGGGGGACCUUCGCGUCUGGGAUCUCCUUUCCAUCAUAAGGGGAGCACAUGAGAGAGAGUUACAGAGUGGAGAGUACUGCGCAAAGAUACGGUAUGUUCCGUAGCAAAGCACAUGAAUAGUGAGGCCCCCGUUCAGCAGUUCAGCAAGUCCGUACCAUGCACGAGGCUGGGGUUGAUGUUGAUUUUUUUGAGGAUUUUUGUUGUUUUGUUUAUUGCCAAAUGGAUGUUUUGUUUUUUUACACUUACACGACUGCGCAUUCCAUAUAUCGACUAAAUGUGAAGGGGGAAAACGAAACAGGAAAGAGUGGAGCAUUGCUUUAAGAAAGAAGAAAGGCUUUUGUUUACAUAAAACACAAAAUGUCAUUUGCAAUAGGGGGAGGAGAUGCGUGGACAGUCUCUCGUCUCGUGGAGUGUUUCCUCUGCUGCCUAACAAUUAGAUUGCAGUGUGCAGUGUGUGACAAACGUUGGCAAAUGUAGCGUUCGCUAACAAGUAUCAAAUCAAACGAAACGGACUGAAUUAUAACGAUUUUUUUUGUGUGGUAAGAAAUUAGCUUAAAACCCCCUCAAGAGAAAAACAAUCUCAUUUGCAAAAGAAACAUAAAAUCAACAUGAUGUCUAGAUUUUAAUUUUAGCGUUGAAGACAGGGAGACAAACAGCCCCGUCGAUAGGUGAUAGAACGAUGGCGAUACUUUAAAGAUCGAUUCGGUUCGUCGUGAACGAGAGAGAGAGAGAGAGAGAGAGAGAGAGAGAGAGAGAGAGAGAGAGAGAGAGAGAGAGAGAGAGAGAGAGAGAAAGUAGAACGAGGUUAAAUAUUAUGUUAGUGUAAAAUCGCAGGUAAAAUGAUGCUGUGCAGCGAUAAAUUUAAUUUGUUUACUUCCUUUUGUAUUGUUAGCGCGCAUGGUGAGUGUGUGCGUGUUUGUGUCUCUACGCUGUAGCGUCGUUUUGGCGCAGCACAGGCGGGCAGCGUUUGCGUACAGUCCAUCUUCCAACCCUCGAUAGGAUGCAGACGAAGAAAUUUCUCAUCGAAUGACAAAUGCAAGCUUAAAGUGUCUGGAGUUACAUGUAUACAUAUUCUAUUGCUACUACACUGCAACAACUAUUAUUGCAAUUAUGCGAAUAUCUAUUGAUUUAUGGUAUUAUUACAUUUUGUCAUUAUUCUAUUAUAUUAUUAUUGUGCGACCGAGAAGGCAGCAAUGGGGCUGCCCGAAGGAUCAAUCGCAAUUAUUGUGAGAUUAGAUCGCGAGAAAGAGAGAUAGAGAGAGAGAGAGAGUCGAUCCUGGACAGAUAAUGUUCAUCUAGUUUCUUCCAUUUCAUUUUUAAAAAAUCGAAUCCAUGCGUCAAAUGAUGUGUAUAGCCGCAUAGCAAAACAAAAAAAAAAACAACUUCCGAUAAAAUGCGUUGCAGUUAGUCUUAGCGCGCAGUGGUAUGGCGCAGUGGUUAAUGCAAGAGCGAGAGAGACAUAUAUGAGAAGGAUCGUUCAGAACGUCACGUCGUGAGUAGCAAACCCCAUAGGUGAUUGCGCAAUAAUGUGUGUUUGUGUGUGUUUGUGAAAUUACGAAAACUUCCAUUCACUUCCCUAUAUUGUGUAGGAGCAGGAAGAACAAUAAAAAAAAACAAAAUUGUAUGUAAAGAGUAACUGAAACGCAAAAGAUUUCAAACCCCCGCGAUCAGCGUACGGAAACGAUCGGAAAGAUACAAUAAUAAAUCACGCAACAUCACGCAAAGUAUUAACAACGUUGUGUAAAUGCA